CUCCGGGGCGCGGGCGGGUGACACUCCCGCCACCCUCCAGGCCGGGCCACCAGCGCUGACCACGCCGGGGGGCCCACCAGGCCACCGGACCUUCUCCAGCCGUGGGGGAAGCAGGAGGAGCCCACCGGGAUCGUCCGGACGCGGCGGUGGGACGGGGACCGACAUUUGUCACUUGUCACCGGUGGUGGCCCCACGGGGCCCCAGCGCCUCCGGUUCCUCCCUUUCCUGGGGGGAAGGGACCUCCUGCGCCGUGGGAGGUGCCCCAGAAGCGUUUGGGGGUGCUGAGGUUUGUCCAGGGGUCAGCCAGGGGUCGUCCAGUGGUCAUCCAGGGGUCAUCCAGUGGUCAUCCAGCAGCUCCUCACUGGAUGUGGUCCUGCCAAGGCCACACACGGCGGGGCCUCACCUGGUGCUGCUCUGGACAGGAGCGGUGACACGGAUCCCAUCUCCACCGGGAUCUCAUCUCCACCGGGAUCCCAUCUCAACUGGGAUCUCAUCUUCACCAGGAUCUCACCUCCAUUGGGAUCUCAUCUCCAUUGGGAUCUCAUCUCCAUUGGGAGCUCAUCUCUACCAGGAUCUCAUCUCCACUGGGAUCUCAUCUCCAUUAGGAUCUCAUCUCCACCAGGAUCUCAUCUCCAUCAAGAUCUCACAUCCAUCAGGAUCUCAUCUCCAUUAGGAUCUCAUCUCCACCAGGAUCUCAUCUCCAUCAAGAUCUCACAUCCAUCAGGAUCUCAUCUCCACCAGGAUCCCAUCUCAACUGGGAUCUUAUCUUCACCAGGCUCUCACCUCCACUGGGAUCUCACCUCCAUCAGGAUCUCACAUCCAUUGGGAGCUCAUCUCUACCGGGAUCUCAUCUCCACUGGGAUCUCACCUCCAUCAGGAUCUCAUCUCCACAGGGAUCCCAUCUCCAUCAGGAUCUCACAUCCAUCAGGAUCUCAUCUCCACCGGGAUCUCACCUCUCCUGGGAUCUCACCUCUCCUGGGAUCUCACCUCCAUUGGGAUCUCAUCUCCACCGGGAUCCCAUCUCCAUCAUCUCCUGGCCAGAAGUUGAUGAUUGGACCCUCUUCCAUCGGCUCCUCCCCAGAAAUUCAUCCUGCCAGGACCCACCUCCACUGAAGUUCACCCCACCAGGACCCACCAGGACCCACCACCCACCUUCAUCCCGCCAUGACCAAUCUCCACCAGCUCCUCCAUUGAAGUAGAUCCCACCACGACCCAACUCCAUUGAAGUUCACCCUGCCAGGACCCAACUCCUCCAGUUGCUCCAUUUAAAUUCAUCCCACCAGGACCCACCUCCAUUGGCUCCUUCCCAGAAAUUCAUCCUGCCAGGACCCACCUCCACCAGAAAUUCAUCCUGCCAGGACCCACCUCCACCAGAAAUUCAUCCUGCCAGGACCCACCUCCCCAGAAAUUCAUCCACCAGGACCCAAAUCCCCAGAAGUUCAUCCACCAGGACCCACGUCCACUGAAGUCCACCCCACCAGGACCCACCUCCACUGAAGUUCAUCCCACCAGGAUCAAACUCCACAGAAGUUCACCCCACCAGGACCCACCUCCACAGAAAUUCAUCCCACCAGGACCCAGCUCCCCAGAAGUUCAUCCCACCAGGACCAAACUCCACAGAAAUUCAUCCUGCCAGGACCCAGAUCCAUUGACAUCCACCCUACCAGGACCAAACUCCACAGAAAUUCACCCCACUAGGACCCACCUCCGCUGAAGUCCAUCCCACCAGGAGCCACCUUCCCAGAAAUUCACCCCACCAGGACCCAAAUCCCCAGAAAUUCACCCCACCAGGACCCACCUCCGCUGAAGUCCACCCCACCAGGACCCACCUCCCCAGAAGUUCAUCCCACCAGGACCCAAAUCCCCAGAAAUUCACCCCACCAGGACCCAAAUCCCCAGAAAUUCACCCCACCAGGACCCACCUCCGCUGAAGUCCACCCCACCAGGACCCACCUCCCCAGAAAUUCACCCCACCAGGACCCAAAUCCCCAGAAAUUCACGCCACCAGGACCCACCUCCACUGAAGUCCACCCCACCAGGACCCACCUCCCCAGAAGUUCAUCCCACCAGGACCCACCUCCCCAGAACUUCACUCCACCAGGACCCAAAUCCCCAGAAAUUCACCCCACCAGGACCCACCUCCACUGAAGUCCACCCCCCCAGGAGCCACCUCCACCCUCUCAUCCCCGCGUCCCCAUGGAGGUGUGGCGGCAGUGUGCCCACUGGCUGGUGGCCGCGCGCGUGCUGCCGGCGGGACACCGGGCCAGCAGCCCCGGGGGACAGGUGUGGGACCUGGCGCAGGCGCUGCGCGACGGCGUCCUGCUGUGCCACCUGCUCAACGCCCUCCUGCCCCGCGCCGUGCCGCCCCGGGACAUCUGUCCCCGGCCACAGAUGUCACAGUUCCUGUGCCUGAGGAACAUCCGCACCUUCCUGACCGCCUGCGCUGACAAAUUCGGGCUCCCCAAGCACCGGCUCUUCGGCGCCUUCGACCUCUUCGAUGUCCAGGACUUCGGCAAGGUGAUCGAGACGCUCUCAACGCUCUCCUGGACCCCCAUCGCGCAGAGCAAAGGAUUCACGCCAUUCCCGUCCGAGGACAGCGUUGGGGACGAUGACAUUUACAGCGGCCUCUCCGACCUCAUCGAUGACACGGCCGAGGAGGACGAUGACCUCUACGACUGCGUGGAGGCCGAAGGCGACGACGGCGACGACGUCUACGAGGACCUGAUGAGGGUCGAGCCCCCCCCGGCCACGAAGGGGGGGGUGGACCGGCGGCUCUGCUGCCUCCAGGAGCUGCGGCAGACGGAGGAGAGGUACACGGAGACCCUGGAGUCCAUCUGCCAGCACUUCCUGCGGCCACUGCGGCACUUCCUGAGCGCCCGCGACAUGGAGAGCGUCUUCAUCAACGUGGAGGAGCUGCUGGAGCUGCAUCGCCGCUUCCUGGGGGAGCUGCGGGGGGCGCUGGGGGGGGCCGGGGGGGGGCGCGCGCUGCCCCCCCUGUUCCUGCAGUACAAGGAGAGGUUCCUCCUCUACGGCCGCUACUGCAGCCAGGUGGAAGCGGCCGCGCGGCGCCUGGACCAGCUGUCCUCCUGCACUGACCUGCGCAUGAAGCUCCAGGAGUGCUCCCAGCGCGCCAACAACGGGCGCUUCUCGCUGCGGGACCUGCUGAUGGUGCCCAUGCAGAGGGUGCUGAAAUACCACCUGCUGCUGCAGGAGCUGGUGAAGCUGACGCCGGACGCGGCCGAGCGGGAGCGGCUGCGGGGGGCGCUGGACGCCAUGAGGGACCUGGCCCAGUGCGUGAACGAGGUCAAGAGGGACAACGAGACCCUAAAGCAGCUCACGAGCAUCCAGCUGUGCCUGCACAACAUGCCGCAGUCCCUGGCGCAGUUCGGGCGCCCCAAGAUCGACGGGGAGCUGAAGGUCUCCAGCGCCGAGAGACGCUCCAAGGUGGACAGGUACGGCUUCCUGCUGGACAAGGCCCUGAUCAUCUGCAAGCGCCGCGGGGACUCCUACGAGACCAAGGACGUGGUGGACCUCCAGUGCCACCAACUGCACGAUGGUGACCUCGGAGCCCGCGAUGGCAAGAAGUGGUCCCACACCUUCAUGCUGCUGGACACGGCCGGGCUGCCGGACUACGAGCUCUUCUUCAAGACGCACGAGCUGAAGAAGAAGUGGCUGGAGCAGUUCGAGAUGGCCCUGUCCAACAUCUUCCCCGAGCACGCCCUGGCUGACGGACACGACUUCCAGAUGUUCUCCUUCGAGGACACCACGUCCUGCAAGGCCUGCCAGAUGUUGCUGAGGGGCACCUUCUACCAGGGCUAUCGCUGCAGCCGCUGCCGAGCACCCGCCCACAAGGAGUGCCUGGGGCGCGUGGGGACCUGCGGGAAAGCCGGAACUGAUCCCGGAUCGGGCGCACGGAAGAACAAAUCGCAGCGGCCGGGACCCGACAAGAAACGGGGGGAGCUGGGACUCCCCAAAAUGGAGUGCACCCAGACCUACAUUGGGGUGCCGCCCCCCCCGGGGGUCCUGUCCCCCCCCCUGCGCCUCAGCCCCGGUGACGUCAUCGAGGUGACAGCGGCCGAGGCCGAGGAGCUCUGGUGGCAGGGUCGGAACGUGGUCAGCGGGGAGCUGGGUUGGUUCCCCAGCAGCGCCGUCAAACCUUUCGUGGCCGCGCCGCUGCCAGAUCUCUCUGUGUACCCAUGGUUCGGGGGGCCCCUGGAGCGCGCCGAGGCCGAGCAGGCGCUGUCCCCCCGCUCCGACGGCGCCUUCCUGGUGCGGCAGCGGCUGCGCGAGCCCGGGGACUUCGCCAUCAGCGUCAAGUUCCGCGGGCAGGUGAAGCACAUCAAGGUGACGGCGAGCGAGGGGCUCUACAGAGUGACCGAGAGGAAAGCGUUCCGGGGGGUCGUGGAGCUGGUGGAGUUCUACCGGCGGAACUCGCUGCGGGAUUGCUUCAAGGCGCUGGACACGACGCUGGCUGUGCCCUACAGGGACCCCGAGAGCCGCGCGGGACCCCGCGAGCCCCGUGCCACGCGCAGUUUCGGCUCGGCCAAGGCGCGUUACGCCUUCAGCGCGCGGGACAGGACGGAGCUGUCACUGCGGGAAGGGGACAUCGUGCGUGUCCUCAGCAAGAGGGGACAGCCCGGCUGGUGGAAGGGCGAGAUCUACGGCCGGGUCGGGUGGUUUCCCGCCAAUUACGUCGAUGAGGAUUUUUCCGAUUAUUGCUGAUUUUGGGGCCACCCCGAUGUCCCCACGGUGUCCCCAAGGUGUCCCCAAGGUGUCCCCAAAUAAUCCCGACCAUUCCCGGUUCAAUAAAAGCGGGCCGGGCUCCAGGAUUUGGACGGAUUUGGACGGGAAUUGAUCCAAAAAAAUUUCCAGGAAAAGGCCGGG
Messenger RNA from Passer domesticus (house sparrow), 4884 nucleotides. It is a transcript of the gene VAV1, whose product is annotated as vav guanine nucleotide exchange factor 1. Gene Ontology annotation, biological process: intracellular signal transduction; cell migration; regulation of GTPase activity. The record is from RefSeq and is a predicted model, not a curated record. Lineage: Eukaryota; Metazoa; Chordata; Aves; Passeriformes; Passeridae. Gene Ontology annotation, cellular component: cytoplasm. The transcript is spliced from 27 exons. Bases 2197 to 4722 code for a protein of 841 amino acids. Gene Ontology annotation, molecular function: guanyl-nucleotide exchange factor activity; protein binding.